This is a messenger RNA of Bacillus rossius redtenbacheri, 702 nucleotides long. RefSeq names its product PML-RARA-regulated adapter molecule 1-like. The transcript is spliced from 4 exons. Lineage: Eukaryota; Metazoa; Arthropoda; Insecta; Phasmatodea; Bacillidae. The record is from RefSeq and is a predicted model, not a curated record. The coding region runs from base 1 to 702 and encodes 233 amino acids.
AUGCCCGAGAGUAACAUUCUGCACGAGAGUGACACCAUGCCCGAGAGUGACAUUCUGCCCGUGAGUGACACCAUGCCCGAGAGUAACACCAUGCCCGAGAGUGACACGCUGCCCGAGAGUGACACGCUGCCCGAGAGUGACAUGAUGCCCGAGAGUGAAACGCUGCCCGAGAGUGACAUGCUUGACAUGCUGCACGAGAGUGACACCAUGCCCGAGAGUAACAUGCUGCACGAGAGUGACACCAUGCCCGAGAGUGACAUUCUGCCCGUGAGUGACACCAUGCCCGAGAGUGACACCAUGCCCGAGAGUGACACGCUGCCCGAGAGUGACACGCUGCCCGAGAGUGACACGCUGCCUGAGAGUGACAUGAUGCCCGAGAGUGAAACGCUGCCCGAGAGUGACAUGCUUGACAUGAUGCCCGAGAGUGAAACGCUGCCCGAGAGUGACAUGCUGCACGAGAGUGACACCAUGCCCGAGAGUAACAUGCUGCACGAGAGUGACACCAUGCCCGAGAGUAACAUUCUGCCCGUGAGUGACACCAUGCCCGAGAGUGACACCAUGCCCGAGAGUGACACGCUGCCCGAGAGUGACACGCUGCCCGAGAGUUUCAUGAUGCCCGAGAGUGAAACGCUGCCCGAGAACCUGGCCUACGACCGGAGGAAGCAGCCCACUCUGCGAAACAGGAACUCGCCCGGCGACUAG